AUGAUCGCUCGUUAUGAUCGCAACGAUAACUAGCGCCAUCUAUUUAUGUCUAGUGUGAGUUUAUCGACUUUGUGCUUGAAUGCCGGACGCGCUCUCUUUUCAGAUGUGGGCUUGAAACGGCGUAGCGGAUGCACGCUUCGUUUUUCAAGGGUCUUGCGUCUGAAGGAGAAUGAGGCAGAAAUUCACACCGCUUGACGGGGAGUCUCAGAUGUGGGCAUGGGCAGAGAAUCACCCGCCAUGUGCCGCUAUCUGUACGCCCCUCCUGGAGAUGCGUUGGGCUCGCAUUCGUGUUGUCUUUCUCCGAGCCUCCGCGGCGACAUGAAGUAAUUAUCCCUAUUUCAACCGACUCCCGACCAAGACCAGAUCUCGGGACUCCAAGUCCCUAGGCAAUGUCCACAGCUCCUAUGACAAAGCUUUCAAAAUGCAGAGUUCAACAUCACAAGCAAGUAAGCGGGUCAAGUCACGUGAGUCGAGCUAGAUCUCGGCGAGGCCAAGGCAAGAGAAAAGAAGGGCCACUCAUAGAACUCAAAACAAGCUUUUUUCUUGGUUUGAUUCGCCGUCAAGUUCCCGUUCGUUUGCUUUUCUGCGCAUCCUCUGCAACGUGAGAAUGAAACGACAGGAGACAAACUGUCUGGGAAAAGACCCGUCCGGCGACGUUUGAGGCUGACUGGAAGUAGUUCCAACGACAUUGAGCGAAAUUACCGAAUAGAACAAGGA
Mycena citricolor is the source of this 717-nucleotide messenger RNA. The record is from the annotation of a GenBank genome assembly. Lineage: Eukaryota; Fungi; Basidiomycota; Agaricomycetes; Agaricales; Mycenaceae.